This is a messenger RNA of Canariomyces notabilis, 918 nucleotides long. RefSeq lists its product as uncharacterized. Gene Ontology annotation, molecular function: protein heterodimerization activity; chromatin DNA binding. The coding region runs from base 1 to 918 and encodes 305 amino acids. Lineage: Eukaryota; Fungi; Ascomycota; Sordariomycetes; Sordariales; Chaetomiaceae. The record is from RefSeq and is a predicted model, not a curated record. Gene Ontology annotation, cellular component: epsilon DNA polymerase complex; CHRAC. The transcript is spliced from 4 exons. Gene Ontology annotation, biological process: leading strand elongation; heterochromatin formation; DNA damage response.
AUGCCGUCGCGUAAGAGUGAUACUCGGCGGAGCGACGUCUCCGCCGCGAGGUUUGUACUCGCCGACGAUGACACAACCAUGGCCACCGAGUCGCCGGCUCCCGAGCCAGCGGAACCCCGAGCUUCGACGUCAACCCCCGCCGCACAAUCGUUUGUUUCGGACAAGAAGGACGAGAAGAAGGAGAAGAAUGCGGUCACAAUUGAGUCCAUAAUCACUCGUCUAGCGAAGGGUGUGCUGCCGCCCAACACGCAAAUUCAAGCCAAUGCUAUUCUUGCCCUUACAAAAAGCGCGACGGUAUUUGUUAACCAUUUGGCCAACUCCGCAAACGGGUUUACAGUGUCAUCCGGGAAGAAGACCAUUAUGCCCGCCGACGUCUUCAAGGCGCUUGACGAGAUUGAAUACGGGUUCAUGCGGGAGAAGCUGGAGGCCGAAUUUGCAAAGUUCAAUGAAGUUCAAACGUCAAAACGGUCCACGUACCGCAAAAAGGUAGCGGCGGCGAAAAAGGCAGCUGCUGCGGGGGGCAACCAGAGCCAGAACACGGCCGACGUCUCCAUGAUGAGCAUAGGCUCCGCUGCGACCGGCGCCGAGGAGACGGACAAAAGCUUUGCUAUGAGCGCAUCUGGUGCUCCAGGGUCGGCGGGCCAGUCAAGAGCGGCCAAGAAGGCUAAGCUCGACCCAAGUGCGGUGGACUCUUCAAAGAUGGAAGUAGACGGCCACGAGCCCUCAGACGCAGAGACGGUUCCAGAAGAGAUGGAGGAUGAGGAGGAAGACGAGGAUGAAGAGGCCGAGGAGGAGGAUGACGACGACGAAGAUGAGGAAGAAGAGCCUGAUGCUGCCGAUCAGGACCGGGAUGAUCUGGAAGAGCGGACAGCCAACGAAGGCGACGAGGAUGAGGCUUUAGACGAUGACAGUGACUAG